UGAUGGAAAAGUUCUAGAGAAGUGGAAAACUUCCAACUGCAUUCAGAUACGUUCUAUGAAGGUGCCCUUUGGGAAGUAAAACUAAUUUCGAUUAUCUGCCAUACUGCCAUUAUUUAUUGGAUGUCAGAUAAAGAACUAUUACUGUACACCUGCUUGAAUGCUGAAAUUAGCUUGUACUAUUAUCAUUAUCAUUUUCGGAAUGCCGUAAACGAAAGUGAAUCGCCGGGGUGUGGGUUGAGGUGAGGGUAAGGCCUGCGCCAGACACUCAUCAAUGAAUGACCGUUCCGUUACUAUGCCGUCGAGUAAAGCAUUUUAAGUACAGGCAUAGAUUGAAAAUUAAAAUGCAGCGCCUGCUUAUUAAUUAGCUGAUAAAUCAUUAUCGGCCAGCGACGAAAAAUGAAAGCGAAUCGAUCGGGUAGAUGCGGCGACGGCAUGGGUAUGGCGGCUGCCCUCAAUAUAGACACGCGUCGUGAAAGAAUGCCCAUGUCCAAGUCCAAGUCCAAGUUCCUAUGUAGCACCAAAUGCGUUGCGCUGGGCCCCCCAAAAAGGGCCCUCGCGUCGGGCUGCAUGCAUAUUCAAAGAAGUACGCCAUCAGAUUCGGCAUCAGUCAGCCAGUCGGAGCCGGAGACAUACUUGUACUCGCACUGUGGCACGAUUUGCUUGUUUUGGCGCACGUUCGUGCCGUGAGACGCUCCGAUGUCCGGCUGUCGAAUUUCAAGUAGCCGCCCAGAGGGCUGGCCAACACCUACGUCGAUAAAAGCGAAUGUCAGUGUGGGCCAUGCAUUCAAUAGUCGUCCGGUGCCAGAACUGAGCAGAGCUGAGCAGAGCCCAACGGAUUACCAGAUUCCCGAAUCGAAGGACUAAACGAACAUCAACGAAAGAACUCGAAAUGGCCGCCAACCAGAAAAUUGUGUUCGCCAUCGUGUGCCUAUGCCUGGCCUUUAACGUGGUGUUGGGCCAGCAGCAGCCCGCCAAUAGCUCGGACUCCGACUCGGAUGUUGCCGAGAGCCGCACGUUCGGCCACCAUUUCUUGCGCCGCAUCAGCUUCGCUCUUGUGCCCGGAGCCUUCGUGGUGGGCGUGAUCACCACCCUGCUGGCGGCCCUGACGGUCGUCUCCAUGAAGGGACUGGGAGUGGGCGUCAUCCUGUUGGUGCUGGCCAUCGGACAGAUGCUGUCGCGAGCCCUGCCGGUCCAGGCAGCCGCCUAUGCUGCCGCCCCCGUGGCGGCUCCAGUGCCCGUCGUCUACUCGCACUCGCACACCCAGCAGCCCGUCUGGCUGGAGAAGGAGUGGUAGAGAUGGAAUCGAUACGGCGCUCGAAUGGGGCCAAAGAUCGAGAUCAGGACGAGAAAGCGAGCUGGUAGCAGGCCAUGUUUUACCUCAAUCUCAGCGAGCAUGCAACCAAAUAAUAAUUUAAGACUAGUUUAAAUUAUUUAUUUAAAUUAUUUAUUUAUUACAACAAGUAAAGAAUGGAAAGCAUUGAUUUCA
This is a messenger RNA of Drosophila pseudoobscura, 1486 nucleotides long. It is a transcript of the gene apn, whose product is annotated as apnoia. The coding region runs from base 890 to 1294 and encodes 134 amino acids. The record is from RefSeq and is a predicted model, not a curated record. The transcript is spliced from 2 exons. NCBI's taxonomy places the organism in Eukaryota, Metazoa, Arthropoda, Insecta, Diptera, Drosophilidae.